GUAUCUCUCUCUCUGGUAGAGCGCCAUCGAGUCUCUAUUCGGGGCGUCCAUGACGGGCGUGGCCUACUCUCUGUUUGCCGGUCAGCCUCUCACCAUCCUGGGCAGCACCGGUCCAGUGCUGGUCUUUGAGAAGAUCCUCUUCAAGUUCUGCAGUGACUACGAUCUGUCCUACCUGUCCCUGCGGACGAGUAUCGGGCUCUGGACCGCCUUCCUUUGCCUGUUGCUGGUCGCCACUGACGCCAGCUCUAUGGUCUGCUACAUCACACGCUUCACAGAGGAAGCCUUCGCCUCCCUCAUCUGCAUCAUCUUCAUCUACGAGGCUCUGCAGAAGCUGGUCCACCUCGGGGAGCUCUACCCCAUCAACAUGCACAACCAGCUGAACAACCUCACCUCCUACACGUGUCAGUGUUCUCCUCCAGUCAACGCUUCAGCUGAACUCCUGCAGAAGUGGAGCCGAAGUAACUUCAGCUCAGAAAACUUCCAGUGGGACGAGCUGACUGUGAAGGACUGCAAGGAGCGUCAAGGGCAGUUCGUCGGCUCGGCCUGUGGACGCGAUGGCCCGUACGUCCCCGAUGUCCUCUUCUGGUCCGUCAUCCUCUUCUUCACCACCUUCUUCCUCUCCUCCUUCCUCAAGCAGUUCAAGACCAAGAGAUACUUCCCCACUAAGGUUCGCUCCACCAUCAGUGACUUCGCCGUCUUCCUGACCAUCAUGAUUAUGGUGCUGCUGGACUAUCUGGUCGGAGUUCCUUCACCCAAACUGGACGUACCCGACCGCUUCCAGCCCACGUCGAACACUCGGGGCUGGCUGAUCUCCCCGCUGGGAACGAACCCCUGGUGGACGCUGCUGGCGGCCGCCGUCCCCGCUCUGCUCUGCACCAUCCUCAUCUUCAUGGACCAGCAGAUCACCGCCGUCAUCGUCAACAGGAAGGAGAACAAACUCAAGAAAGGCUGUGGCUACCACCUGGACCUGCUGGUGGUGGCGGUGAUGCUGGGCGUGUGCUCCAUCAUGGGCCUGCCGUGGUUUGUGGCGGCGACCGUGCUCUCCAUCUCCCACGUCAACAGCCUGAAACUGGAGUCGGGCUGCGCGGCGCCCGGCGAGCAGCCAAAGUUUCUGGGCAUCAUAGAGCAGAGAGUCACUGGCUUCAUGAUCUUCGUCCUGAUGGGCUGCUCCGUCUUCAUGACCUCUGCCCUCAAGCUCAUCCCGAUGCCGGUGCUUUACGGAGUCUUCCUCUACAUGGGAGCGUCCUCGCUCAAAGGCAUUCAGCUGUUUGACCGGAUCAAACUGUUCGGCAUGCCGUCCAAACACCAGUCGGACCUGAUCUACCUGCGCUACGUCCCCCUGUGGAAGGUCCACGUCUUCACCGUGGUGCAGCUGACCUGCCUCAUCGUCCUCUGGGCUAUCAAGGCCUCGACGGCCGCCGUCGUCUUCCCCAUGAUGGUUCUGGCUCUGGUGUUCAUCCGGAAGCUUCUGGACUUCUGUUUCACCAAGAGAGAGCUGAGCUGGCUGGACGACCUGAUACCCGAGAGCAAGAAGAAGAAGGACGACGACAAGAAGAAGAAGGAGAAGGAGGACGCUCAGGGGAUGCUGGAGGACGUGGAGGACGAGCCGCCGUACGACCAAGGAAACGUCUUCAACUUCCCGACCAAGAACCUGAAAGGACGCGUGGACCCAUCAGAGGUGAACAUCUCUGAUGAAAUGGCCAAAAGCGGCAUUUGGAAGUCGAUGAACUGUGACAGCAGCAGAGCUCUGAGACGCAGCAGCAGCAGCCAGGAGAAGCUGCAGAGCGUCCAGAUAAACGUGGAGAGCGAAGACGGGCGGAGAGUCGUGGACGCCGAGACGUCGCUAUGAUGCAGCGCCGCCUGGUGGUGGAGGGCGGCGCUGCAUCAUAGCAGGAGGACGAGGUGACCGAUGAUGCUGUAAACCUGCGUCUCUCAGGUGAAAUCAGGCUUCACCUCGCUGUACGCUGCGUUUUCUUGCUGAAUGUUUUAUUUUCUCAUCGUUUUAUGGUGAAACACGGAGACUCCACUCGACUGGGUGCAAAUAUGGCCGCCACUUCUGGAAACAGCUUCCUCAGGUGCCUUUGGUUGGUUUUGUUUCUCGGGCGGUCCGCUGCUGCGCUGUGAUUGGCUGAUGAAACCGAAACACAGAUUGAACAUCUGAUUUUAUUUUUUUAUUUUUUUUUGACUGAUCUUAAACACCCAAAGUAAAAUGUUAUCGUUUAAAAUGUUUCUGCUUUCAUGAAGCAGACGAGUCGCUUCACCUCCCACCAAUUUUAUUUAAUCCAUAAUGCUGAUUUAAGUUUGUGUGUGUGUGUGUGUGUGUGUGUGUGUGAGUGAUCACUGUUGUGCCUCACCUUGUUGCCUGCCGUUUCCGACUGAAUGACGUCACAGUUGCUGUUAAAGUUUCAAUAAAAUCAGUUUGGUGACGAAA
Molecule: messenger RNA, 2431 nt
Organism: Cottoperca gobio
Lineage: Eukaryota; Metazoa; Chordata; Actinopteri; Perciformes; Bovichtidae
Product: sodium bicarbonate cotransporter 3-like
Biological process (GO): bicarbonate transport; transmembrane transport; regulation of intracellular pH
Cellular component (GO): basolateral plasma membrane; plasma membrane; apical plasma membrane
Molecular function (GO): solute:inorganic anion antiporter activity; sodium:bicarbonate symporter activity
Source: RefSeq, a predicted model, not a curated record